Molecule: messenger RNA, 909 nt
Organism: Scheffersomyces coipomensis
Lineage: Eukaryota; Fungi; Ascomycota; Pichiomycetes; Serinales; Debaryomycetaceae
Gene: RDI1
Product: Rdi1p
Exons: 1
Coding region: 254-859 (201 amino acids)
Biological process (GO): Rho protein signal transduction
Cellular component (GO): cytoplasm; cytosol; membrane
Molecular function (GO): protein binding; Rho GDP-dissociation inhibitor activity
Source: RefSeq, a predicted model, not a curated record
CUCAAAGUCAUAUUCCCUCUAUAAGAUCAGUAGAUAUUUGUAUAAUUAUAAGUGUAUAAAUGACAUAGAAUAAACGAGAAGUUAAUUUGUACACAAAAUCAGAAAAUGGUGAGACGAGCAGUUUUGAGUUUUAAUGUGAGUUUAAAAAUAGACUUUAAAAUAGACGUGUCUGAAUAUCGACAACUUGACUUUAGAUCAAUUGGAUUUUGUAAUAGAUAGAACCAAGAUUCAAGUAACAAAUAUUAUUGGAAAUAUGGCUGAUAACUUUGAUGACGAUUUAGUUCCAGAAACUGUAGAAGGUUACGUUGUGGGGGAAAAGAAAACAGUGGAUGAAUAUACCAAAUUAGAUGCUGAAGAUGAAAGUUUAGCCAAAUGGAAAGCAUCAUUAGGAUUAUCUGCUAAUUCAACUCCUUAUCCUGUUAAGGCUGGUGACAAUAGAACUGUUGUUCUUGUGGAAAUAGGUUUAGAAUUUCCUGAAUCAAAUGAUCUUAAACCUAUCUUCUUUAAUUUAGAAGAUGCUAAGGGUAACACUGUCAGUAAAGAUAUUAAAUUCAAUAUUAAGGAAAAAUCAGUAUAUCAAUUAGUUUUAAGAUUCAGAAUCCAAGGUGAAAUUAUUACUGGUUUGAAAUAUCUUCAUUCUAUUAAGAAAACAGGUAUUAGAGUUGAUAAAAUGGAAGAACCAUUAGGUUCUUAUGCCCCAAAUACAGUUGAAAAACCAUAUUAUGAAUCUAAUUUCGAUGCCGUUGAAGCUCCAUCUGGAUUCUUAGCUAGAGGUGAUUAUUCCGCUAUUACAAAAUUAGUUGAUGAUGAUAAAAAGGUUCAUUUAAGUUUCCCUUGGAAUUUUACUAUUACUAAAUAAUUAAUUAAGUUAUCUAGAGAUAAAUAAAUCUAAAAAAGUACAACUGUGAA